AAACACCAUGGACUCUCCCCCAAAACGCUCGCGCGAAGAAACCGAAGACGAGUACGACGAUGCGCCGCCACGCAAACGCUCCAGUUCCCGCUCUCCCCACAAUGGCUCCCCCGAGUACAGACUAGCAGAACGGCCUGCGCGCCGGUACAGCAGAGACCGCGACAACUCCGUGGACGACAGCGCCGACGAACGACGCUACUACGAACGCCGAACACCAUCCAGGUCACGGUCCCGCUCAAACUCGCGCUCGCGAUCUCAAAGCAACACGCCCCCACCCCGCAAACCCACAGCCCUAAACUAUACCCCCCACCUCAUCCUGCGCGGCCACAAGCGCGCAAUAUCCUGCCUCAAGUUCUCUCCUAACGGACUAUGGAUAGCCAGCGGCUCCGCUGACGCCACAAUCAAGAUAUGGUCCUCCUCGAGUGGCGCACUCGAACACACGCUCGAAGGCCACCUCGCCGGCAUCAACACCCUAACCUGGUCGCCGGACAGCACAACCCUCGCCUCCGGCUCAGACGACAAGAGCAUCCGCCUCUGGGACGCGCAGACAGGGCUCGCGCACCCGACGCCGCUGAUCGGACACCACAAUUAUGUGUACUCCCUCGCCUUCAGUCCCAAGGGGAAUAUGCUCGUCAGUGGGAGCUACGACGAAGCAGUGUUUCUGUGGGACGUGCGUGCAGCCCGCGUAAUGCGCUCUUUACCCGCGCAUUCCGAUCCGGUGUCUGCAGUCGACUUUGUGCGCGACGGCACGCUGAUCGUGUCUUGUUCGCACGAUGGGUUGAUUAGGGUGUGGGACACGGGUACAGGGCAAUGUUUACGCACGCUCGUCCACGAAGACAACGCGCCGGUGACGAGUGUAAAGUUCAGUCCAAACGGUAAAUACAUACUGGCGCAUACACUGGAUUCGUGUAUACGGCUGUGGGACUAUGCGAAUGGCAAGGGGAAAUGCAUCAAGACGUAUCAGGGGCACACAAACGCCAAGUAUUCGCUAUCUGGCGCGUUUGGGGCAUACGGCUCGCGCACAGGCUCGAGAGAGACGUACGCUUUCGUAGCGUCAGGCAGCGAAGAAGGAGGCGUUGUGCUAUGGGACGUCUCGAGUAAGAACGUACUCCAGCGACUCUCUGGUCACGAUGAGGCAGUGCUGGCUGUAGACACGCAUCCCAAGGAAGAGCUGCUUGCGAGUGCGGCGCUGGACAGGAGUAUACGGAUAUGGAAAGCCUCUCCUUUGCCAGAAGCGAGGGUGAAACAGGAGACGAGUAACGGGUAUGAUCCGGAUGUGCUCCCACCAAACCCUUUCGCAACAGAUAGUCCUACCUGGUUCGGCGCGUGCGGCACGCUCACCGCAUCAACCUCAUGCGCCUCAUUCGUCGCUUGA
Macroventuria anomochaeta is the source of this 1375-nucleotide messenger RNA. RefSeq names its product WD40 repeat-like protein. The coding region runs from base 8 to 1375 and encodes 455 amino acids. Gene Ontology annotation, molecular function: protein binding. The record is from RefSeq and is a predicted model, not a curated record. The transcript has 2 exons. Lineage: Eukaryota; Fungi; Ascomycota; Dothideomycetes; Pleosporales; Didymellaceae.